This is a messenger RNA of Hippopotamus amphibius kiboko, 1437 nucleotides long. Its product is annotated as zinc finger protein 418-like. NCBI's taxonomy places the organism in Eukaryota, Metazoa, Chordata, Mammalia, Artiodactyla, Hippopotamidae. Gene Ontology annotation, molecular function: RNA polymerase II cis-regulatory region sequence-specific DNA binding; DNA-binding transcription factor activity, RNA polymerase II-specific. Gene Ontology annotation, cellular component: nucleus. Gene Ontology annotation, biological process: central nervous system development; regulation of transcription by RNA polymerase II. Bases 115 to 1278 code for a protein of 387 amino acids. The record is from RefSeq and is a predicted model, not a curated record. The transcript has a single exon.
GCAGCCUUUCAGAGGGGAAAAACUUAUCAUAACUGGAGAGAAGGCACAAAAGCUUUCAGCCCCAAACACACACUUGUUCAGCACUGGAGACUUCUCACUAGAGAAAGGUGUUUUAUGUGCAGUGAGUGUGAGAGAAGCUGUAACCUCAGUCAACAUCAGAAAGUUUACAGUGGAGAAAGAACUUUUGAACCUGGGGAACGUGGGAUAUUAUUUAACAGAAAGUCCAACCUCAUUGAACACCAGAGAAGUAACACUAAAGAUAGGCCUUAUGAGUGUACAGAAUGUGGGAAAUCAUUUACCCAGUGCUCCAGCCUCAUUACACAUGGGAGAGUUCACAUGAAACAGAAGCCAUAUGAACGUGAUGAAUGUGCAAAAUUGUUUAGCCAGAGCUCCACCCUCCUUCAACAUCAGAGAAUUCACAAUGGAGAAAGGCUUUAUGAGUGCAAUGAAUGUGGUAAAGCUUUUACUCACAACUCUGUGCUCCUUCAGCAUCAGAGACUUCACACUGGAUCAGGGCCUUAUGAGUGCACUGAAUGUGGAAAAUCCUUUGCUAAGAACUCCAGACUCACUAAACAUAGGAGAGUUCAUACUGGAGAAAGGCCUUAUAAAUGCAGUGAAUGUGGAAAAGCAUUUUGCCAAAGUUCUUCACUCCUUCAACAUCAAAGAGUUCACACUGGAGAAAGGCCUUAUGAGUGUGGGGAGUGUGGAAAAUCAUUUAGGCAAAAGCCCAACCUUAUUCAACAUUGGAGAGUUCACACUAGAGAAAGACCUUAUAAGUGUGGGAUAUGUGGGAAAUUACUUAGCAACAAGUCCCAUCUCGUUGAACACCAAAGAGUUCACACUGGAGAAAGACCAUAUGAGUGUGGGGUAUGUAGGAAAUUCUUUAGCAAGAAGUCCCACCUGAUUAUACACCAGAGAGUUCACACCAGGGAAAGGCCAUAUAAAUGCAACAAAUGCGGGAAGUCAUUUAGCCAAAACUCUGUGCUUCUUCAACAUCAGAGAAUCCACACUGGAGAAAGGCCUUAUAAGUGCAGUGAAUGUAAGAAAACUUUUAAUCAAAGCUCUGCUCUUCAUCAACAUCAGAGACUUCACACUGGUUCAAGGCCUUAUGAGUGCGAUGAAUGUGGGAAAUCCUUUGCUGAUAAUUCCACCUUCAUUAAACACAGGAGAAUUCACACUGGGGAAAGGCCUUAUGAGUGCUGCGAAUGUGGGAAAGCAUUUGCCCAAAGUUCUUCACUCCUUCGACAUCAGAGAGUUCACUGGAGAAAAGUCUUAUAAGUGAAGAAAAUUUGGGAAGUUGGUUAGCCAGAGCUUUUUCAACAUCACGGAACUCACAGUGGAUCAAAGCCAUAUGAAUGCUGUGAAUGUGGGAAAUCCUUUGCUGAAAACUCCAGGUUCAUCAAACACAGGAGUGUUCACACUGCAGAAAGUCUUUAU